UAGGAUGUGCUGGAAAACAAAUCCAUGGAGGCCUCACCUCACAACCUACAGGACUCAACCACUUCCGCUGUAUAUAAAAACAGCCGGACAGUGGCAGUCCAGGGGCGGGUUGCCGUUCAUAAACAGCACCCGCCAUUAUGGACUGUGCACGCUCCCUGGGAGCGCGCGCACCUCCCCGUCGUACGGGACCUCUGUGCGAGAUCCCGAUCAUGUGAUCACUGAUUGGCCAAUCAGUGAUCACAUGCAGAGUAGUAAGCAAGAUGUCACUUAUGACAUCAUUGCUUACUACGUGUAAAAUCUGUGAAUGAUCACAGAGAUCACAUGGUACAGGGC
Messenger RNA from Staurois parvus, 333 nucleotides. The record is from the annotation of a GenBank genome assembly. NCBI's taxonomy places the organism in Eukaryota, Metazoa, Chordata, Amphibia, Anura, Ranidae.